Messenger RNA from Aaosphaeria arxii CBS 175.79, 1011 nucleotides. RefSeq lists its product as uncharacterized. The record is from RefSeq and is a predicted model, not a curated record. The transcript is spliced from 3 exons. Gene Ontology annotation, biological process: regulation of DNA-templated transcription. The coding region runs from base 1 to 855 and encodes 284 amino acids. Gene Ontology annotation, cellular component: nucleus. NCBI's taxonomy places the organism in Eukaryota, Fungi, Ascomycota, Dothideomycetes, Pleosporales.
AUGCUGGGAAUCAAUUAUGCCAGUAGUGAUGAGGAGGAAGUCGUUCCUCCUAAGGAAAUCAAGAUACCAACUCCAGACAAACCAAAGAAGGUGGUAUCAGCACCUAAUCCAAAGGCCAAUUCCGCCAGUGAACAAGUCGCAUCCUCAGCACCAAUCAAUGGUCCGGCACAAGGCCCAUCUUUAUCACUUGCCCCAGCGGGACCAGGACCAUCAGAUGAUGGAAUACCCGGAUCACCAUAUACUUCAACACAAUCUCUGAUACGAGAGCUUACUCUCCCGACUGUUCCAAAUUUCGAAAUCCCACCUUCGCCACCUGGAUCCCCACCAUUGAACCCAACUAGGAAAUUCGGGCGAUUCCUGUUGUUGAAGAAGAGAGGGCAGCAUUUCAAUCAGAGAUUAGAAUCGUCAUCUGUUUUAAAGGAUCCCGGCCAUCUCCAAACGCUAAUGGACUUUGCUAAAAUUAGCGACGAGGACCAGUAUGCAUCAAGUCUGCCAGAUGGCAUUGCAAUUCCAUCCAAAUUCCCAAAAUGGGCAUACUUCGAAGAACUCUCAGCAUCACAGAAACGGAUUACGAAAAGUAGAGAAGAGGCCAACACACGAGUGCCAAGAGACGGAAUAGACUUUGUCCCGGCCACUGGUUCUGGUGCAUCGAGUGGCGCUGGUACGCCAUCAGGCAAAAGCUUACGCCAGAGCGCGGCAGAGAGAGUAAUGGCUGGCUUAGACCGGCAACAGAGUGGGAAACGAAAGGAUCUGGAACAUAGAGGUGGAAGAAGCCAGGCCUCAUCCAGCAGUAGAAGACGGAGCAGCUCAAGGUCACCUAAGAGACGGCGGUCGAGGUCAAGAGAAAGAAGAUAGCAUUGUAACCUUGGGGUAUCUAUCAUGAUGCUAUUCUGACUGCACCACUUGGGCUGAUUUGACUAGCUCCUGUUUGUAGAUAGCUGGCGGCAAAAAGGUUGCACAGCAAAAAUCUUGGAUUUCUAGGCAAAGACCCAAAAUCUCAGAAAGUCCCAC